Molecule: messenger RNA, 1990 nt
Organism: Gigantopelta aegis
Lineage: Eukaryota; Metazoa; Mollusca; Gastropoda; Neomphalida; Peltospiridae
Product: tetraspanin-7-like
Exons: 3
Coding region: 303-1325 (340 amino acids)
Cellular component (GO): membrane
Source: RefSeq, a predicted model, not a curated record
ACGGUACAUUAACAACCGUGUCAUAUUAAUAUUCCGAUUGUUUAGUAUGGAUUUCCUCGAUACGGUUUCUACCUAGAAAAUGUAACAUGGUGUCCGUUAGAAAUCGGCUACAGGUAAACCGCAGGUACCUGCAGUCACUGUUCGACUUGGUGACGGAACAAAAUCCCCACAAGAUCGAGUGCUGGUUUUAUAAUAUAAGCAUGGAAGCGCAACAUGAAAACCUUUACCAUAACAGACAUCUGAGCAUUGAAGAAAUAAUUUCAGCAUGACCUUCUAUCCAUAACCUCUUGAGGGAAACAACCAUGCUCAGAUACCUGAAGGUCCCUCACAUCGACGAACCGGAUAUCCGGUACAAAGUGGUGCGCUACUUCACCAUCGUCUUCUUCUCCAUGUACUGCUUCCUCGGCGUUGCCACGGCAGUGCUUACGGGUUGGCUGAGCACGAAGCGGACCUACUCCUGCCGCUUCUUGACCGAAUACUUCACCUCCAUCUACGUCCUGCUGGCGGCGUCCCUGUUCCUGAUCGUGACGUCAUCGCGCAUGCUCAUUAAGGUGUGCAGCAGAACGAGGAGAGAUUACAGGACGAGCCUGUAUCUGAUUAUUCUGGCGUUAACCCUUUCGCUGGAGAUCGUGGCGCCCAUAAUGGCGCACAUACACACGCUGAUCAUGUCGAAGGGGAAGCUUCGCGACGACAUGGUCGCGGUGUUUACGUAUUACAGGGGCCACGACGACCACGUCGAAUGCAUCGAGAAGACUCAGAGGUAUUACCAUUGCUGCGGAGCGACCAACUUCACGGAUCUGCUGCCUCGGAAUUUUACGAUCCUUUCGGGAACUUUCGGCCUGAUGCCGAAGAGCUGCGUGUGCGAUUCGGACAACAACGAUGAUGAUCGAUGUAUCGUCUCGGAUCCUGACUCCAGUGAACGUAUUUUCGGAGUCCCCUGUUAUCGGAAAGUCUGGAAGGAGAUGAAGACCUUGUUGCUUAUGGUGCGAGUGAUCUCCCCUUUGUUAGCGGUGGCACAGGUGGCGCUUCUCGUGGUUGUCACGUACAUCAUUCGAAAGUUGCAGCGCUCCAGCGUGGUCGGGGUGUAUGUCGUCAAGACACAAAGUCAUUCAGAGCGCUACAGACAAGGUGUUGUGACGGUGUCGGUGCGUAGCAACGAUAUCUCGUUGAAUCCCGUGAGAACUGUGCAGGGUGCGGACACACGAGUGGGUAGCGCCACCUGUUCACAAAGUGAUCAGCCUAGACACCCACAGUUUGCGAGUGAACAGUCACCCGCCUCACCACCUAGGCCUACUGCUGAGGAAAUGCCUUAUCCCAUUGCUUGAGAACAUGAGUAAUUUUAUUUUUACUCUUUUGUUUCGUGCUGGGGUGUCUUUAACAUUCAUUCAUUCAUUUAUUUAUUUCCGUGCUUACAUCCAACAUAGGCGUCGGAAACGGGGUGUUGGGGGGGGGGGCACUUGUCCCACAACUCUAAAACUAGGGGGUGGGGUGGGAGGGGGGCACAAUAGGGAGUGAACAGCCACCCGCCCUACCAUCUUCUGCUGAUGAAAUGCCUUCCCCCAUUGCUUGAGAAUAUGAUUAAUUUCAGGCAUAUUUAUUCUUGUGCUUGUAUCCAAUUAAAGGGACAUUCCUGCGUUUACUGCAUUGUAAGAUAUUUCCGACUAAUAAAAUACCAGUCGUGGUACACUGGCUGGAACAAGAAAUAGCCCAAUGGGCCCAGCAACGGGAAUCAAUCCCACACUGACCGUGCAUCGAGCGAGCGCUGUACCACAGGGCUACGUCCUGCCCCUCCUGUGUAUGAAAAGAUACUGUGUAUAUGCUCUAUAUUCAAUAAACUUGCAAUAACCGAAAGUGGACCUUAAAGUAGAUGAACUAACAAUUAAAGAUCUUAAAGGGACAUUGGAUGUUUCCGACAAAUAAAAUAUUUCUACGAUUAAACUUACAUAUUAAAUAUAUUUUCUUGUUUAGAAUAUCAGUGUCUAUAUAUUCA